CCCCAGAAGAGUGGGCUUUACUGGAUCCUUCACAGAGGAAACUCUACAGAGAUGUGAUGUGGGAAACCUUCAGGAACCUGGCCUCUAUAGGAAAAUCAUGGGAAGAUAAUGAUGUUGAAGUUAAAUACGCAAGCCAGGGAAGAAAAUUAAGAAAUCGUAUGCUACAGAGACUCUUUAAAAGUGAAGAUAGUCGUCUAUGUCAAGAAAACAUCAGCCUAAAUCCAAAUGGCAGUCUGAACAAGAAAACUACAGGUGCUAAACCAUGUGUAUGCAGUGCAUGUGGAACGGUCUUCAUGCAUCUUUCAUCCCUUAAAAGGCACAUUAGAUGUCACACUGAAUACAAACUAUAUGACUACCAAAAAGAUGGAGAGAAGCAUUAUAAAUGUAAGGAAUGUGGAAAAGCCUUCCCUUUUCACAAGUCUCUUGAAAUACAUGAAAGAAUUCAUACUGGAUACAAACUCUAUGAAUGUAAAAAUUGUAGUAAAGCAUUCACUUCUUCCAGUUCCCUUCAGAGACAUGAAAGAAAUCACACUGGAGAGAAACCCUAUGAAUGUAAAGAAUGCGGGAAAGCCUUCAAUUGUAGCAGUUCUCUUCGAAAACAUGAAAUAACUCACACUGGAGAGAAACCUCAUGAAUGUAAAAAAUGCAGUAAAGCAUUCACUUCUUCCAGUUCUCUUCGAAGACAUGAAAGAAUUCACACUGGAGAGAAACCCUAUGAAUGUAAAAACUGCAGUAAAGCAUUCACUUCUUCCAGUUAUCUUCGAGAACAUGAAAGAAUUCAUACUGGAGAGAAACGCUAUAAAUGUAAAAAAUGCAGUAAAGCAUUCAUGUUUUCCAGUUCUCUUAAAGUACAUGAAAUAACUCACACUGGAGAGAAACCCUAUGAAUGUAAAAAAUGCAGUAAAGCAUUCAUUUAUUCCAGUUCUCUUAAAAUACAUGAAAUAACUCACACUGGAGAGAAACCCUAUGAAUGUAAAAAAUGCAGUAAAGCAUUCAGUUCUUCCAGUUUUCUUCAACAACAUGAAAGAAUUCAUACUGGAGAGAAACCCUAUGAAUGUAAAAAAUGCAGUAAAGCAUUCACUUUUUCCACUUGUCUUCAAAGACAUGCAAGAACUCAUACUGGAGAGAAACCAUAUGAAUGUAAAGAAUGUGGGAAAUCCUUCAGUUGUAGUAGUUCUCUUCGAAAACAUGAAAUAAGUCACACAGGAGAGAAACAUGAAUGUAAAAAAUGCAGUAAAGCAUUCACUUUUUCCACUUGUCUUCAAAGACAUGAAAGAACUCAUACUGGAGAGAAACCCUAUGAGUGUAAAGAAUGCAGGAAAGCCUUCAGUUGUAGUAGUUCUCUUCGAAAACAUGAAAUAACUCACACAGGAGAGAAACAUGAAUGUAAAAAAUGCAGUAAAACAUUCACUUCUUCUAGUUCUCUUCGAGUACAUGGAAGAAUUCACACUGGAGAGAAACCCUAUGAAUGUAAAAAUUGCAGUAAAGCAUUCAGUUCUUCCAGUUAUCUUCGAGAACAUGAAAGAAUUCAUACUGGAGAGAAACGCUAUAAAUGUAAGAAAUGCAGUAAAGCAUUCAUGUUUUCCGGUUCUCUUAAAGUACAUGAAAUAACUCACACUGGAGAGAAACCCUAUGAAUGUAAAAAAUGCAGUAAAGCUUUCAUUUAUUCCAGUUCUCUUAAAAUACAUGAAAUAACUCACACUGGAGAGAAACCCUAUGAAUGUAAAAAAUGCAGUAAAGCAUUCAGUUCUUCCAGUUUUCUUCAACAACAUGAAAGAAUUCAUACUGGAGAGAAACCCUAUGAAUGUAAAAAAUGCAGUAAGGCAUUCACUUUUUCCACUUCUUUGCAAAGACAUGCAAGAACUCAUACUGGAGAGAAACCCUAUGAAUGUAAAAAAUGCAGUAAAGCAUUCACUUCUUCCACUUCUCUUCGAAGACAUGAAAGAACUCACACUGGAGAGAAACCCUAUGAAUGUAAGGAAUGUGGCAAAGCCUUUACAAAUCCCUCAAGCCUUCGCUCACACAUGAUCUUUCACACUGGUGAUGGACCUUAUAAAUGUGAGGAAUGUGGGAAAGCAUUCAUUUUCCCCCGUUUUCUUCGAAUACAUGAAAGAACUCAUGCUAGAGACAAAGCUUAUGAACGUAAAAAAACGCAGUAAUGCAUUCAUUUCUCCCAGUAUACUGCAGAAACAUGAAAGAAAUCAUA
Molecule: messenger RNA, 2206 nt
Organism: Diceros bicornis minor
Lineage: Eukaryota; Metazoa; Chordata; Mammalia; Perissodactyla; Rhinocerotidae
Product: zinc finger protein 709-like
Exons: 3
Coding region: 57-2159 (700 amino acids)
Biological process (GO): negative regulation of transcription by RNA polymerase II
Molecular function (GO): DNA-binding transcription repressor activity, RNA polymerase II-specific
Source: RefSeq, a predicted model, not a curated record